Molecule: messenger RNA, 2107 nt
Organism: Aspergillus calidoustus
Lineage: Eukaryota; Fungi; Ascomycota; Eurotiomycetes; Eurotiales; Aspergillaceae
Source: the annotation of a GenBank genome assembly
CUCCGCUCCAGGUUCCUUUGAUGGCACAACAGCUCAUCGACCGAUUAAUCAAUAUCAAACCGGUCGCCUAAAACGUCGCUGCUGCGGCGCAGCCGCGUGGCCAGGCAAAAAUAAAAUGGCCCCCGCGGUCCACCCGAGGCUGCCUGCUCUUGGUCAAUCCUCCGUCAAUCACCAUGCUCAUCAUUAUUGUUGUCACACUGUCCACCUAUGCGGUGUAUAGCGUCGGCCUUGGGCUGUAUCGCCUGUUUUUUCAUCCCUUGGCCAACUUCCCCGGCCCAAAAUAUGCGGUCUUGAGCCGCUGGCACGAACGCUACUACGACGUCUACUUGGGAGGAAAAUUCAUCUUUUGGAUCGAGGAACAGCACAGGAAGUAUGGUGCGUGCGAUGCCAACCGAAGGAUCAGGGAGGCCAGAAAUAAUGUAAUCUGUAGGGCCCGUCGUUCGUAUCGCCCCAGAUGAACUCCAUCUUCUAGACGCAGACUUGUGGGAGACUAUCUUCACCAAAGCCGGUCGAGUCGACAAGUACGACUGGAUGUCAGGUCGAUUCGGUAACGACACCUCCGUCUUGACAACGGCCGCCGACAGCCUUCACCGUGUACGUCGCGGGGCGUUGAAUCCACUAUUUUCGCGGCAGCGGAUUCUUAGUCUCCAAGAUGUCAUCCGGGAGAAAGUUGGCAUUCUUAUCAAUCGGUUGGACGACGCGAAGGCGGUACAGGCGCCCGUGCCAAUAGACCGUGGCUUUGGGGCGUUUAGUGAAGACAUCAUCAUGCGAUAUUGUUUUGGCCGCGAUUAUGAUUCUCUGAAUCAGCAGGGGUGGGAACCGAUUUUGCAUGACUCGUUCGUGGGAGUCACCAGAUUUUCAAACACGGCAUUACACUUUCCGCUACUGCUGAAGGUCAUGAAUGCUUUGCCGGAGCUCUGGGUCGAGAAACUGAACCCCCUUUGUGGUCUGAUCUUUCGCUUGCAAAAGGACCUUGGUGAACAGAUUCGGGCAACAAAGGCAUCCAUCGCAUCGCGCGACAAAACUACCAAGGGCAACAAGUCGACAGUGUUCUCGGAACUGAUCGAAGGUGACCUCCCGGAGGCAGAAAAGGCCGAUCGCCGUCUUCGAGACGAAGCACAGACAGUUAUCGCCGCAGGACUCGCGACCUCAGCCUGGGCACUGAGCGUGGGAACUUUCUACCUCCUCCGCAACCCCAGAGUCCUCACUCGUUUGCGCCACGAGCUCGACGACGCCAUUCCAAGCUAUAAUCCCGCGGAUCGCACUGCAGCCCUGGAGUGGACGCAACUCGAAAAACUCCCCUAUCUAACAGCGGUGAUCAAAGAGGCCAUCCGACUGUCGUAUACAACCACAUCCCGUAAUGUACGUCUGCUGCCGAAGCCGAUUCAAUUCAACGAGUGGACCAUUCCCGCGCGCACACCGGUAUCAAUGACCAUCCCCUUUCUCAACCACGACGAGAAAAUCUUCCCGAACGCGAGGUCUUUUGUCCCAGAGCGAUGGCUGGAUUCGCCAAUGGCCGAUAAUGGCUCGCCUCUCGAGCGCUACUUUGUCGGUUUCGGAAAGGGGUCAAGGUCGUGUCUCGGACUAAAUCUUGCCUGGUGCGAGUUGUACCUGGUGUUCGCGUCUUUGUUUCUAUUCUUCGACUUUGAGCUGUUCGAAACAGACAUCACUGAUAUCGAGUUCGCUCAUGAUUUCUUUAUUCCGUUUCCAAGACUCGAUUCGAAGGGAGUCCGAGUGUUUGUGCGAUCCCGAGAAGAGGCUGGAACGCGCCGACCGCCAACCACGAAUGUCGAAUCACGUGCUGUAUGUCACUGAGUCAUGGUCUGACUGCUGCCUGACUCAUGAGCCACUGAGCCUCAGCCAUCGUCUCUCACCGUUCGCGACGCUUUCCAAAAGCAUCCUCAAUAAUUCAUACCAUAGUUGUGUAUCCAAAGCUCGUUUCAUACUCCGAGGUACUUACAAGCAGAGAUAUGUACGAAGCAGCACCUAAAGUAAGCUCAGUGGCUUUGUCUUGAACCCUCUUCGUCCGUAGCACAACCCCUUGAAAAGUGGUGCAUGAAGAUAUAUAGUUUGGCUCUGCGUACCUAAGUUUGAGUUAUUUGGCCAA